This is a messenger RNA of Zootermopsis nevadensis, 6629 nucleotides long. It is a transcript of the gene uex, whose product is annotated as metal transporter uex. Gene Ontology annotation, biological process: magnesium ion homeostasis; transport. The record is from RefSeq and is a predicted model, not a curated record. Gene Ontology annotation, cellular component: plasma membrane. Gene Ontology annotation, molecular function: transmembrane transporter activity. Lineage: Eukaryota; Metazoa; Arthropoda; Insecta; Blattodea; Termopsidae.
CACCGGUAGAUGUCUCUUUUGUAGUUGCUACCAUCAUGGCGGUGGAGGUGAGAUUGUUUGUUAAAGUGUUAUAUAUGUUCAUGGUUUUGUACUCAACAGAAGUUACUGCACUGGCAGAAACACAACCAGUGGUGAAUACGAUAUCAUUAUUAAAUGUCACAUCAAUUACAAAUACAGACAACGAAUAUUUUAGAAAAUUUAUGUUAGAGUUUAAAGGCAGUAACUUUUUCCCUGGGAUGACUGUACGAUUUACUUCAAAUUCACAAAAGAAAGGUACUGAGUGUGUGAAUAGAAAUAUUUAUGGAACUGAGCCGUCUGCAGUCAUUUCAGUGUGGCAAAACUCAACAGUCGCCUAUAUGACAACCAUUCUUCCCGCCGAAAGUGAAUCUACAGUCUAUGUUUGUGUGAAGGCAGUUCACAUUGUGGCCUUAAAUUCUCUAAAUAUUAAAUAUGGUGGUGAAGUGAUUAAGUGGGUUCAUCAAGGUGAAGAUGUGGUACUACAGACAGGCAGCCACUUAGAUGGACAUCUCUUGUCCAGGAAGAGACGCCACCCGUCGGUUGAUAACGAGUCGUGGCGCAUGACGACGGACCGCGAGCCCGAGCCGCAGGUGAACGGCCUGCGUGUUGAAACUGCAGACCGCGACCCCACGUACGACGAUGACGGAGUGCCGGAGCUGCUAGCGCACUCACAGGCGGUGUUGCGUCUUUUCGGCACAGGCUUCAACAACCACACGCUCAUGACGGUGACCGAGACCCCUGGUGACCGCGGUAAACGCUGCGAAUUUCCUGUGGCAGACGAGUUUCCAGUCGACGCUGACAGUCUGUCCGAGUUCUCGGCUCUCGUGAGGUUCCGCAUUCCUGGGGUCAGUAGACCAGGCUCGUCAUACUAUUUGUGCGUAAAGAACGGCCUUGAUCCUAACCCACAGUACCUGCACCAAGGCACUGACACCUGGGUGGCUCUGCGCUCUUACGAGAAGCUUCUGCCCAUCUGGGUGUCCAUCAUCAUCAUGAUUCUGUGCCUCACUUUUUCUGCACUGUUUUCAGGCCUGAACCUUGGUCUCAUGUCUAUGGACCAAACAGAUCUCAAAAUUGUGGCUAAUACAGGUACUGAAGCAGAGAGACGUUACGCGCUUGCCAUCAUGCCUGUACGAAAGAAAGGAAACUAUCUCUUGUGCAGCAUCCUGCUGGGAAAUGUGCUUGUCAACUCCACGCUCACCAUCACAUUGGAUGACCUCACGUCGGGUCUCGUGGCUGUCAUCGGCUCAACAUUAGCCAUCGUCAUCUUUGGCGAGAUCUGCCCUCAGGCAGUCUGUUCACGUUACGGACUAGCAGUUGGAGCAAAGACAAUUUACAUCACGCGUGUUGUGAUGAUCAUCACAUUCCCACUAUCCUAUCCCAUCAGCAAGAUGCUGGAUCGCAUCCUCGGUGUGGAGCUGGGCAAUGUGUACAACCGGGAGCGUCUGAAAGAGCUGGUAAAGUUGACAACAGAGUACAAUGACCUGGAGCGGGAUGAAGUGAACAUCAUCUCAGGUGCUCUAGAGCUUAAGAAGAAAAUAGUGAGUGAAGUGAUGACCCGGUUGGAAGAUGUCUUCAUGCUGGCAUAUGACACUGUCCUUGACUUUGAGACUGUGUCUGAGAUCAUGAAGCAAGGCUACUCCCGCAUCCCAGUGUAUGAGGGGGCAUGCUCCAACAUAGUGACAGUGCUGUAUAUCAAGGAUCUGGCCUUUGUGGACCCAGAUGACAACACCCCAUUACAGACACUCUGCAAAUUCUACCAGAAUCCAUGUAACUUUGUGUUUGAGGACACAACAUUGGAUGUUAUGUUCAAACAGUUCAAGGAAGGCAUAAAGGGACACAUGGCCUUCGUUCAUCGCGUCAACUCGGAGGGGGAGGGAGAUCCUUUCUAUGAAACCAUUGGGCUCAUCACACUUGAGGAUGUGAUUGAGGAGUUGAUCCAGUCGGAAAUUGUUGAUGAGACGGAUGUGUGGACUGACAACAGAUCAAAGCGCCGCAGAAAUAACAAGGUGACCAAGCAAGACUUCACAGUGUUUGCAGAACGACGGGAAAACCAAAGUAUCCAUAUUUCUCCGCAGCUGACACUGGCUACUUUCCAGUACCUGAGCACCACGGUUGAUGCCUUCAAGCCAGACAUAAUAUCAGAAACUAUCCUGCGGAGAUUGCUGAAGCAGGACGUGAUCUACCACAUCAAAGUGAAGAACCGGGAAAAGGCCCGUAAUGACCCACAGGCCAUCAUCUACUCACAGGGUAAACCAGUAGACUAUUUUGUCCUGAUCCUGGAGGGACGUGUGGAGGUGAUGGUGGGUAAGGAGAACAUGAUCUUUGAAAGUGGGCCCUUCACAUAUUUUGGAACACAGGCCCUCAUCCAGAACAUCACUAUGGUGGACUCACCAACCUCACCCACACCUCAGAACAUGGGAAGCCUGCAGUCUGUAAAUCUGGAUACAGUGUUACGAUACACGUUCAGUCCUGACUACACUGUGCGUGCCAUCACAGAGGUAUUUUAUGUGCGCAUCAAGAGGUCAUUUUACCUUGCUGCAAAGCGUGCCACAUUAAUGGAGCGUGCUAAGAAAGAUACGCAGGGAGAGGACCAUUUUGAUGAUGAGGUGGAGAAGCUCCUGCACUCCCUGGAUGAGGAUGAUCGUAGCCAGGGACCAGUUGACUCUCCAACUCUGAGCCGAGUCAUGAAGGAUGCAAGUCACCACGCGUCACAAUGUGAUCGGGAAGCUCUUCAGCGGUGCAUCAUGGCUUCUGAGCGGAGCCCACUGGGACUCGGGAAUGAUGUGAGUAUGCUGCAGUCACUGUCAACGAGCAGUGGAUCAGUGCGUGGCCCAAACAGUCCAGUGGGUAGGGCCUCUUCCCCAGGUACAGAGCUGAAUGGCAGCGUAAAGACCAGAGGAGACCGUUCCCGCAGCCCAGCCAAGGAGGACAGACCCCUGCUGUGUGACAAGGAAGAUACAGUGGCAGCGGAGGAUAGGACUGUUCUCCUCCCUAGUGGUGGUACUAGCAGAUGCUAACACACAGAUGGACGUACGUUACUGCUCAGGGCAGUUGUUUUGUGACAGAAUGGGACAAAGCAUUACAGGAGACAUCCCUUUGUGACCAUUCUGGUACAAAAUGGUUGCCCUGUAUAAAUUCAGUGACCUACAGACUAUGGCUUUACAGAUAACAGAACCUGAUACAUAAAAAUGUUAUUUUGUAGGAAGCUGUAAUAGUAUUCCCAGUGACCUAGAGCUUUUGUAGACAGGAUUAGAUCCUGUGGGCUCAGCCCAAAGUGAAAUCCGGCCUUGUAUUUCUUUACAUCGAAAAUAUUGAGCUACUUAAUAUCCCCAGUAGUGGUGCCUGCAGGCAACUGACUCGACUUUUGUUAUUUUUUUAAUUAACUGCCAGUCCUUACUUUUAGUUUUAUAUAAGUCAUUUUAAUCUCCAUCAUCCAGUGGGUGAGAUGCCUUGUUUCACCCAAGCCUUGUGCUCCCAGUAACAUUGCAACUGAACAAAAGUUAUGUAUCUUGUGUUUCCGAGUAUAAAUAUGGACCAUUCUUGAUGAGGUACAAAAGUAUUAGUUUUGUUGGCUUGAACUGAACAUUGUCAGAAUUGCUGGAGUGAUAAGUGGAGUAAGUGGAUUUCAGGGAAGUUAAGAUAUGUCCACUGAUCUAUCUCUGCAUCAAAUAAAUUUGUAGUUUUAUAUAAGAAUAUUCCAAAAAGUUUACUUUAAACUGAAGGCAGGCAUUUCAUAUCCACUGAUUUGUCAUUUGCAUGACCCUAACUUGCACUAGGAUAUAUUUCUGGAAAUUAUAAUCAUACUCUGAAGUAAAAUACUAGCUCCCAUAAGAACAAAUUGCAUCUAAUGCUGACAGACAUGUUACAGAAAUAUAAUAAAUCAAUAACACUGUUCACCACUUGAUUUGUUGGUUGCAUCAAGGACGUGAUGACUGCUCCAGAUCAUUGCUACUAAAUUCCAGCUGUCCGUCUAAUAUGUGCUGUUUGUGUAAUUUGAACUACCUUAGUUAGGGGUCCUUUCAAAUCUUAAUUUUUUAUGUAGGGAAGUAAUUUUAAAAUACCUGUACUCUUGUCAUUUUUGGUUUCGUAUGUGUUAUGUUAAUGCAUGUGUCCCUGAUUUCAAUAUUUUGCAAACAGCUUUUUAUUUUAUUUAUACCCCAGAUGAUACAGUUUUUCUAAGAAGUAUUUUUAAUGCUGUGUACUUAAGAUUUCAGUUUUCCUAAGCAAAUUUUAAUGCCUCUAUGUACCUGAUUUGAUCAUUUUUGGGAACAGUAUCUUAAUGCAUUUGUACUAUACCAAUUUAUUUUUUUAGAAAUUGUUAGUGUCUGUAUAUCUGAUUUACUUCUCCCUACCACUUAUUAUUCCCCCCGCCCCCCAUAUUGGGCUUUUCAUUUAAUAUUUGGUUUAUUCGUAUGCCCUUGUGACAUGGUUACUGUUCCGUCACAACUAGUGUUUUAUCCCUCCAUAUAUAAAUAUUGCAGCUUCUGUAACAGACAUUAAUUUCUUACAUUCCAUAACUUAUUUUCCUUUCCCUUUUUCCGUUGAAUUUUUUUAAAUAAAGACCAGAAUUGUCACAAACUGCCUGAAUUACCAGAUAACAUGCGAAUACUUAGUCGUGCAUGGCAUUUCUAAUGUACUUCUAUCACUCAGCGUCACUUGUGGCCAUAAAUGCACUGCCAUAUCUUUUUUAAAAUACCCAUAGAUGUCCUUUUGAAACUUUCAUAACACUGGUUCCACUGGAAAAUUUGUUGUUGUAAAAACGUAUGAAAAAGACUGGGGAAUAGAAUUUAAAAAUGAAUUGCAUUUGUGCUUUUGCCCACUGGAUGAUAGGUGUUAGUAUUAUGCCAUGCAUUUGUUAGUAUCCAGUGUGCUGCUUGCUGGAUAAGUACAGAGUUCUCGUCACACUCCCUGAUCUCAUCCUGUUCUAGCUACGUCACUAGUACUAGAACGAGUACACACUGUAGAAGGCAUUGCAGCACGUUGGACAACUUGUUGGUUGGUAUACAUAUAUUUUAAUGUUGUUUGUAUUUUAGUGGGAAAGUCAUCAUAUAUUGCCUGUUGUUACUUAAUUAGAAUUUUGUAUUGACAUUUAUAAUCAGAAAGUGAAGCUUGUACGUUGGAGUGUACUUAUCCUGUUAUGGACAGAACUUGAUGUAAUGACAAAACUGAGUUUCUGUCUUAAAGCAGUUGAAUGCUAUAUUGUGUAACCCUCUUACUGCCAAGCCUGGUACUGUAGGCAAAUAUUCUGCAUGACUGCCAUCUCUUAAUAUUUGUAUAAAUUACAUGCCAUUUAAAAAUCAGCCUCUGAACAUUGGGUGGCUUAGUAGGACCUGUCUUGAGUCUCAUUGGCUCAUCUCGUUCACUGACAUGGAAAGGGAUAACCCUGCCACAUCAGGCAAGAAUUGACAGUCUAUCCCAAAGAAGUAUUUCACAUCAACACCUUUUAUGAGAUUGUGUACUUAAUUUGGAAAAUAAAAAAAAUGUAUUGUCUUUUGAAUCUACCACUAGAAGUAAGAUGUUCAUAAUUCAGUACAGAUACUGUUAAAAUUAAAUACAAGUAAAAUACAUAAUCACACUCUUUUAAUUAUUGUUAACUGUUUUAGUUAUGUCUUUCAGUGAACACUGACCAUAGUAGGCCAGUCACUGUACCUUACAUGACAUUCUCAUUACUCAAUUAACGCCUUUUCCCCCGUAUUUAUAUUGUGUGCUAUAUAUUAAUUUAUACCUACUAUAGCUGAUAUUCAUAAUAAAAUAUACACAUAAGCAGUAUUGAUGUGGAUGAACUUUUAAAAUAUUUAUUUUGGUCUCUUUCUUACUUUUGCUUCAUAGCUAUUUCCUGUCCAGUCCUUCAGCAUAUAUUCAUAUGGUUGGAUAUGUUUAUGUUGUUAAAUUUUUAUUUGCUGUAAUGUAAAUACUUGUUAGUGACCUUUAAAAUAAUAGGAAUUUCAGUUUCCCCACACAGUGUCCGGGCCGGAUUAAAUCAGCAUUUAAACGCUUUAAUGUACAGAGAAUUGUAAAAUAAAUUGUAGUCUAUUCCUAGCAAUUUUUAACCCAGAAUUUUCAAAUAAAAUUAAGAUGCAGAUUUAUUGUAGUUGGCAGCAAGAGGGUUAAAUUUAUUUCAAACAUGAUCUGGGAUGUGGGUAGUCUUAUAGGUAGGUAAGUGUUUUGGGUGAACUUACCAUUCCCAUUUUUUACCCUGAUGAUGGAGGCAAUAAGUUCCUCUGAAAAACUGGUAACCAGCUGCAAGACUACAUGGUGUCAAGUAAUCCACAUUUUCACCAACAUAAAAGCCUCACAACUCAUGUUACAUUUAUUUAUUUAUUCAUUUAUUUCAAUGGUGUAUAACUUUACUAUAAGAGUGGCAACCAUUCUGCAUUGAAGACAGAAACAGUGACCUGCAUUUUAUGACUUAGACUGUUACAAAUGGUCACAAUGAAUUACUGGAUUGUCUUUAGCAAAUGCAGAUUGUUGGUUUAUGAGGGAGAGAGUUGCACCCCCCACCCCCAUUUCACUAUUGUCACAUAGCAUACUGUGAUUGUUGAUUUCAUUGGCAUGCAGCUCUGUCCCUCUACUACUGUACAUUUUGAAAGCAAUAAAUUGUACUUACAGAA